Capsicum annuum is the source of this 1248-nucleotide messenger RNA. RefSeq lists its product as uncharacterized. The transcript has 5 exons. Bases 108 to 1103 code for a protein of 331 amino acids. NCBI's taxonomy places the organism in Eukaryota, Viridiplantae, Streptophyta, Magnoliopsida, Solanales, Solanaceae. The record is from RefSeq and is a predicted model, not a curated record.
CCCCCAUUACCCCCCAUCCUUUUUUUCCUGCAAAUAUCCAUUCAUAUUUUAAAUCCACUUAUUUUCUUUAUUUGAAUACAAGUUUUGGAGAAAAUUUGGGAUAAAAAAUGGCGUAUAGAAGGAAGCAGGGGAUCAGUAGAUCGUCUACUUUCCAAGAAGAAAGCAUUUUCCGUUCCCCUGGGGAACAAAAGCAGCAUGGGAUCAGCAGAUCCUCUACAUUUCAUCAUGAUAAUAGUUUUUUUCCCCCAGGAGAUUCUUAUGGCUCUUCCUCUUCUUCUUCCUCAAUGUCUCUUGCGGCUCAGGCUAUUAGAGCCUCAGCCGCUCAUCGUGAUCGCUAUCAGGAUGCUCUUUCCAAUGGAUAUAGUGAAACUCCUGCAAAUGGAUUUUGGGGAGUUUUAGCAAGGAAAGGCAAAGAUAUUCUUGAAGAAAGCCAGGAAGGACGCACAUUUGUUGACACUUCGCAAAAUCAUGUCACCGAUGGACGAAGCCCAUGGCAGAUGCAAACAACUCAGCAACAAACACAAACUAUUCAUGAAGAUCAAUUAAAAGCUUCUCGCGACGUGGCAAUGGCAACUGCAGCAAAAGCAAAGCUGCUACUACGAGAGUUAAAGACAGUUAAAGCAGAUCUUGCUUUUGCAAAGCAACGUUGCUCUCAGCUGGAAGAAGAAAAUAAAAUGCUUCGGGAGGCUCGUGAGAAGGGAGUUAACCCUGCAGAUGAUGAUAUGAUACGGCUACAACUCGAGACACUAUUAGCAGAGAAGGGUCGACUAGCACACGAGAAUUCAGUGUACGCUCGAGAGAAUCUUAUCUUAAGGGAGAUUGUGGAGUACCAUCAACUGACAAUGCAGGAUGUAGUGUAUUUGGAUGAAGGAUUUGAAGAAGUAACAGAAGUUUCACCAAUACCUGCUGUCUCAAGAAUGCUCACUUCUUCACCUCCAUUAUCCCCUAAAUCCAAGCACCAUUCAUCACCAUCUAGAAAUUCCUCUGUCACAAAUUUAACAGCUCUUGGUUCACAAGUAAAUACAAGUGUUCAACAGCACAAUGAAGAAUUACCACCAACUUCAACUUCUUCUUCCAAGGGGAAAGAUUUAUCAAGAAAAUGAUCCAUCUGUGUUGCUCCAAGUGCCAAUCAUGAUUUUCUUUCAUCCAUAAAUUAUUAUCUGUAUAGUAUAGUAUAUAUUAUUCUCUCUUGUCCUUUGUAUUGGUGGACUUUUGACACAUCUAUUAAGAAAAUUAUUUAAUAUAGCA